Leishmania mexicana MHOM/GT/2001/U1103 is the source of this 711-nucleotide messenger RNA. RefSeq names its product QA-SNARE protein putative. Gene Ontology annotation, molecular function: SNAP receptor activity; SNARE binding. Gene Ontology annotation, biological process: vesicle fusion. The transcript has a single exon. Lineage: Eukaryota; Euglenozoa; Kinetoplastea; Trypanosomatida; Trypanosomatidae. The coding region runs from base 1 to 711 and encodes 236 amino acids. Gene Ontology annotation, cellular component: endoplasmic reticulum membrane; Golgi apparatus; ER to Golgi transport vesicle membrane. The record is from RefSeq and is a predicted model, not a curated record.
AUGGACUCGUUCGGAAUAGCGCUGGACGAACUCGACGCCACCCUCGCUGCGCUCAGGCUGCAAGUCGAGAUGGUGAUCGUCACCGAUACGCUUCCCGAGAAGAAAAAAGUAGAGAUGGAGGCGCGUCCGCUGAUGCGAGAGGCGCGGCAGAAGCUGGCCGCUCUGCGUGCCGAGUCCCGUCGUACCCUGGACCUGGAUGCGCGGCAGGCUCAUGAGAGCAUCUGCAAGGAUCGCGACCAGACCAUCCGCAAUUUCGAUGCGGAGAUGAAGAGCCAAAUUUACCCCCGUCGCUCGGCGUCUGGGCGACCGAAGACGUACCAGGAGCAGCGUGAGGAAGAGAUGAUGGGCCGUGGCAGGACAGACGGCACGGGGUUCACAGACUCGAAGCAGGUGCUGGAUGCGGCCAUCAACGUGCAGAAGGACGCGCUUCAGUCCCUCCAGCGUACAGAGCGGUUGCAGAAUGUGACGGAGGAGACGGGCAAGACAACGUUAGCGGAGCUUCAGAAGCAGACGGAGCGCAUGUACCACAUCGACGAGGAGCUGCAGAACUUGCAGGGCCAGAUCGACCACGCCUCACGUGAUUUGCGCUGGUUCUACCGUCAGCUGGCACGCGACAAGUGCUUUCUCUCGUUAUUUGGGCUGUGCAUUGUGGCGCUGCUGGUGCUGGUCUUUGUCUCCAUCUGGACAAAGCGCAUGAGGUCUAAGGGGUAA